Molecule: messenger RNA, 2249 nt
Organism: Danio aesculapii
Lineage: Eukaryota; Metazoa; Chordata; Actinopteri; Cypriniformes; Danionidae
Gene: htr5ab
Product: 5-hydroxytryptamine (serotonin) receptor 5A, genome duplicate b
Exons: 3
Coding region: 452-1498 (348 amino acids)
Biological process (GO): adenylate cyclase-activating adrenergic receptor signaling pathway
Cellular component (GO): plasma membrane
Molecular function (GO): G protein-coupled serotonin receptor activity
Source: RefSeq, a predicted model, not a curated record
UUCAGGUGGGCAGAACAGUUGCGCUCGACAAUAAAAAGCGGUACAAUCCUGCACUUUGCGGUAUCUUCGUAUUGGUAUUGUUAACACAGGAAGGAGGAUGACAGCUUCAGAUGUUUAUAUGAACCUCUGAAUUGCUGAAGGCUGUAAAUUGAAGAUCAUCAAUACGUGCAAUUAUAAUGUCAGCUAUAAUCAGUAUGGCGGCACUUUAAAACGCCUACCCUUUCAGUGACCAGCGUACAGAACUGUAAGUUAAAGAACAGUACGCUCACAAAUUGUAGUGCCAAGAACACAUGACACCCACUCAGAAAACGAACUCCUGCAAAUUUUCCACAUGAAUGAACUCGAAAACGGCCAACAACAACAAAACAUGCCUGGCCACAAAACAUCUGAAAAAUCAAUCCACUUCAUCUACUCUCACCUUGCCCUCUAAUGAGAGCCGUCAUAUGCUGCCAUGACUCAACCCAAUGUCACAGCUCCCUCUGCUAAUAUCUCUGGAGGAUCUGGAGGAGAGUCGGGUAAUCUGUACCGUCCGUUUUCUGUCUUCAGCGUCCUCACACUCACUUUGCUGGCCAUGCUAGUGGUGGCUACCUUUGUAUGGAACCUGCUAGUUUUGGUGACCAUCCUGAGGGUUCGCACCUUCCACCGUGUUCCUCACAAUCUGGUCGCCUCCAUGGCCAUCUCAGAUGUGAUGGUGGCAGGACUGGUGAUGCCCCUCAGUCUGGUGAGAGAACUCUAUGGACGGCGCUGGAUUCUGGGUCGGGCUUUGUGUCAGGUCUGGAUCUCCUGUGAUGUGCUCUGCUGCACGGCUAGCAUCUGGAACGUGACGGCCAUUGCCCUCGAUCGCUACUGGUCCAUCACACGCCACCUGGAGUACACGUUAAAGACACGAAAGAGAAUCUCAAAUGUAAUGAUCGGCCUGACGUGGCUACUGUCCUCAGUGAUCUCGCUUUCUCCACUCUUUGGUUGGGGUGAGACCUACUCUGAAGAUAGUUUGACUUGUCAAGUAAGCCAGGAGCCUUCCUACACAGUCUUCUCCACCUUUGGGGCCUUUUAUCUGCCCCUCUGUGUGGUGCUCUUCGUCUACUGGAAGAUCUACAAGGCUGCCAAAUUCCGCAUCGGCUCUCGCAAGACCAACACCAUCACACCAAUGGCUGAGGUCAUAGAGGUUAAGGAGGCUGAACGGCAGCCACAGAUGGCCUUCACGGUUCGUCACGCUACUGUAUCGUUCCAGACGGAUGGAGAGACGUGGCGAGAGCAGAAAGAGAGGAGAGCGGCUCUGAUGGUGGGAAUCCUGAUUGGCGUAUUUGUGCUCUGCUGGAUUCCCUUUUUCCUUGCUGAGCUCAUCAUCCCGCUCUGUUCCUGCGACAUCCCUCCUGUCUGGAAAAGUGUCUUCCUUUGGCUGGGUUACUCAAACUCCUUCUUCAACCCACUCAUCUACACUGCCUUCAACAAGAACUACAACAAUGCAUUCAGAAACCUGUUUUCCAGACAGCGGUGAGGAAUGGAAAUAGAAAAGAAUGGAGUGAAAAGCUUCAAUGGAGUGAACGUCAACAGAAGCUUCUGUUCAGACAAGGCCAUGAGGAUGAAGACCGGUUGCCAGCAAACAUCAAGAAACUGCAGGCUUCUUGUCGUCACAGGCUGGUGAGAAAAUCUCUGCUGAUGUCUACAUGCUUUGAAAGAGGUCACCAUCUGUUAAACAGCAGUGCUGAGAUAAUGCAAAUGUCCUUUUUCUCAAAAGCGAAACACCAAACUGCAUGUAGCACAUCUCGGAGAAAGAACUUUUCAGAAAGAAACCAUAGCUGAUUUGGUGAUUUGACCAGUGUGAAUCAUCAAAGCCAUUUUCUUCUAAUAGCCAAUGAAGACGGAGCAGCCAUGUGUACGUUUGGAGAAAAUCUGGCCUAAUUCACAUCCUUUCACUUCUUUGAAAAUGGCUAAAGAGUGAUUUAUAUUUCCAUCACAUUUCCUUUUAUUAAGACGACAUUUAAUGGGCUAAAGAUGAGACGUAAUUUCAGGUAGAGAUGGAACAGACUUAAGUGGAUGCAAGCAGAGACCAGAUGGAAAUUGUGAACAAAACAGUUAUUAUAAAUGACCUCAUACAUGCCUUUGUUUGCAGGCAGCACAACUCCAGCAUUUAUGUACAUUAACAUGGAUUCAGUUUAUUUGUAAGCUACCCGUGUAGCAAAGAAGAUGCAAAUUACAUGGCGUGAAAUGUAAACAAACCUGCAGUUCUUUUGGGAUGGAAUAAAAAU